AUGACCUCCUAUCCCUACACACCUACAACACUCCGGACGACCGCGAAACCGCGCCCAUGGGUGCCAUUCAAGCCUCAUGAGGGGCACAUCGAAGUCCCGCCCCUGCCCUUCAAACCCAGGUCCGAUGACUUACUCGGUACAUACAAUAUCAGCACGCAUAUCAUACCUGCAGCCAAUCCCAGAGUCAACCCAAAUAUUCCAGUUCCCGAGCCACCUCCUCGCUCUUCGAAAAAAAGAACCAAGAAAGAUAUCAAGGAUUUAGGGAUUGAACUAAUGGAACAACAGGCCCGGUUAGGUGAGGACGGCUACUCUGGGGUCACAGACGAAAGGUUGCUGUGGAAUUGCGUCAACCGAUAUGUAAAAAGGGACAAGGAGGCCAAAGUCAGAACAAAGGGGAUCACUUUGUUCCUUGUGCACGGUGUGGGUUUUCCGAAGGAAAUAUGUGAGACCAAUUUAUGCUAUUUGCUAGCCGCCUGUGGUGUCAUAGAUGAGAUCUGGUCAUGGGAGUCAGUGCAACAUGGGGACUCUGCUCUGUUAAACAGACAAAAUCUCAGUGCAGUUGAUUGGACUGACGAUGCGAGAGACAUGGCAAACUUUCUCAUCAACUAUAUGCCAGAAGAGGUAGAGACAUCUUCUCUCCCUAUCCAACUUGAUCGAGUUCCUGCAUCCAUCGGUAAAUCACGCCAAAGGAGUGGCUUCUCCUCCCGAACCUUGGCCGUAGCAGGACACUCAUAUGGAGGUUGCCCGGUGACGUUAGCCGCGUUGCAUUUCCCUGCCUUGUUCUCCUCGAUGAUUCUCAUCGAUGCGACGCUUGAUCCCUUUGAAGGAUUUGUGUGGGAGAACAACCAGUACUUGGUUGGGGCUGCUUUGGUAAGGCGCGAUCAGUGGCCAUCACGGGAGGACGCACUGCGUUCCUUUAAAUCUUCACCCACCUUCUCUGUUUGGCAUCCUGACGUCCUUCGGCUCUAUGUUGAUUUCGCACUGUACGAGGAUGAAAGCGGAUGCGUCAGAUUGAAGGUGCCUCCCGUUCAUGAGGCUCUUCUCACUGCGAACCCACAAGCUAGACGUGGAACCUGGGAAUUGAUGGAAAAGCUUGACGAAAAGAUUGAACUACUGUGGAUUUUUCCCGGAAAAGAAAGCCUGGAUGUGUCAAUGUUAAUGGAAUUGAGGAAGCAGCGUGCUUGGCGCAGACCUGCAAAUUCAUCCAACAUCAUCUUCAAGUCAGCUGGCCACCUCAUUCCUCAGGAGUCUCCAGAAGAGCUUGCGCGAGUUAUGGCCGACUUUCUGAACAGGAAAUACGAUAUUUCCUCAGGAAAUCAAAGCUCUAGAAUUGCAUAUACGAACGGGUGCUGUGCGUGA
Molecule: messenger RNA, 1359 nt
Organism: Suillus subalutaceus
Lineage: Eukaryota; Fungi; Basidiomycota; Agaricomycetes; Boletales; Suillaceae
Product: Alpha/Beta hydrolase protein
Exons: 8
Coding region: 1-1359 (452 amino acids)
Source: RefSeq, a predicted model, not a curated record